This is a messenger RNA of Babesia bigemina, 1179 nucleotides long. RefSeq lists its product as hypothetical. Bases 1 to 1179 code for a protein of 392 amino acids. NCBI's taxonomy places the organism in Eukaryota, Apicomplexa, Aconoidasida, Piroplasmida, Babesiidae. The record is from RefSeq and is a predicted model, not a curated record. The transcript is spliced from 3 exons.
AUGACAUACGUCCAGCCACUGGACGUAAUAAGCCCGCCCACUUCCGCCAUCGAUCUCAACAUAGAACCGUUUGACGCUGCGCCGCAUUCAAUUCCCGAAGACUUCGAUGAAAACACAAUCAAGCGCCCAGACAUUGGACUGUGCAUUUCUUCCUGGGCUACCUCAACACCCACGAAUGGCUCCACCGACAUCCCCGAGACGGAGCUGUUCCCUGCCACGGCACCGCGCACUGUCCGGGAUAUGCUUCAGUGGCUGGCAGGGCUUAAGAAUGAAAAGCAUCAUGGGACACUAGAGAAGUGUAUUAACAGGGCAUAUAGUGGCCAGCGUAGUGCCCCUUCACAGCUUGCACUCUCCAUCAACCACACCAACAUCAGACCCAAAGAUGUAUUCGACAUACUCCAGCUUACCGUCAUGUUUGCUACUUCAGUGCUCACCGCCAUCGCGCCUAACUGGAAGGCAAACGUGCCAUCAAGAACUGUGAAGCCUAAGUCAUCCGAGGAGCCUGAUUGCUGCGCUCUCCUCUGCCAGCUGCGAGACUACGCCUACGCCUGCCACUACCAGUUGGAGUUCUUGAAGGCGCAGUGUAAUAGAGAUAAGUUACAUGGUGGUUGGCAGCAUUGCCACUACGGCAGUGACAUCACUGCUUCCAAGUCCCCCCUCCAGGCGUUCCUGACCGACGGCUGGGACUGCCCAUUCAAGACUCACCUCUUCGACCCGUGCAACCUGUGCCUCAAGAGCAGGAUCCGGAUGGGAUUUAAGAAAGAGGAUUUGCCUAAGGAAUCACAACUGGGCAGUACCCUUUCCACCAUCCUCACUCCCAGCUGCGGCGGAGAGGAGUAUGAUGCGCUGCUCGGCACGAAAUGUAUGAUCUGCACUAUCAUGGUACCCAGCAAGAACUACGAAGCUGCAAUUACCGCAUCGCAAUACCACUGGUUAUACAACAGGCUUUAUGUAACUACAUGUGGAACAAAUGUGUCAGCUAUUGGAAGUCAUCACAUUGACAUCAGAGGUUACCUGGCUACAGUAGGGCUAUGUGGAAUAGGUGAUGCUAUAAUAUUACUGGAGUUUAGGCUUGGUAUCACGGAAUCCAUCACGUAUUUGGCCGAAUAUUUCGCCAAGGCUUACGUUAUAAACUUUACCCAUGAUGUAAAGGACCAAGACAAGGAGGGCUAUCAGUAG